Messenger RNA from Mycetomoellerius zeteki, 2626 nucleotides. RefSeq lists its product as uncharacterized. NCBI's taxonomy places the organism in Eukaryota, Metazoa, Arthropoda, Insecta, Hymenoptera, Formicidae. The record is from RefSeq and is a predicted model, not a curated record. The coding region runs from base 1867 to 2547 and encodes 226 amino acids. The transcript has 6 exons.
GAAAAUUUGUUUACGUCUAUCGACGAAAUCGGUUACUUUACGUUCUCCAACAACAGCGACGUCGUUCCACCGAGCGAGGCGCGUCCAAACGGUACCAACUUGAAACACGUUUACAACGAUCACGUGAAUACCGACAUGUCGUACGACGAAUUUUGUGCGUUGUGCCGCGAUUGUUGGCAAUAAAAAUAUGGAUUCGUAGUGAUAGACAAAGACAGUGCGCUCACAAAUGGACGAUACAGAAAAGGAUUUAACGAGUUCGCGAUACCAUAACGUAACCAGUCGUUGUCGAUACUUUGCCAGAGACAAACAUGGCUGAUGUGCGCGAGCGUGAAAAAAUCGCGAGGGAGAUCGAGAAGACGAGCGAGUCGAUCCGCAAGAAACAUCACGCUCUGAAGACCAGUAGAAUCGAGGAGGGCAUCGCGUUGGACAGACAUUUUAAACCUCUUAUCGAGUCGCUGCGACUUUUCGUCGAUAACCCCGGCGGGCGUGCGACAAAGAGAGAGUCGCGCGACGAAGAUGCCGCGUCUACCCCUAAACGUGAGAGGAAGGAGGAGGAACAAGAGGAGGGAGAAAAAGCGAGCGAAACGUUCGAGCGUUCCGCGACUCUGCGUAAAUCCGAUGAUCGGUCGCACGAACCGAUAACCUCCACCCCGCGUGCCAAAAUCGUACCAACGAUAGAGUCGUUGGAAAACGUUUUCGAAACGACGGAAGACUCGCUAGCGACGAAGAUUCAAAAUCAGCUGCAAACGUCGAAAGCUCGAGAGGUGUUAUGAGCCAGCUUGGGCGCGCUGGAUCAAAAGUACGUCGAGGCUGUCCUGAAGGGAGCGCAAGAUAAAGAGAGCGGUAUAGAUCACGUGUACGGCGUUUACCUACACAAGGAUGGAUUGAUGUAGGGCAAUAAAUGUUUCGACGUAGAUGACGCGGACAACAUAAUUAUCGACGGCGUACGAUACGUCGGUACACUCGGUCUUUACGAGUUGAUUUUCAAGAGAAUUUCCGACGAUGCCCUCUACACGGAAGACGAUAUGCACAAAUACAAGAGCAUGCUGUUGGUGACGAACGCGCACAAGCACAAACAUCAUUCGCAGAGUCGAUUAUUAAGCAACAGAGGAUAGUACUAACAGUACUAACACGUAAUCGCGCCAUUGAUGUCGAUUACACCCAAGAAGUAGAAGAAGAAAUUUGGAAAGGGAUUAUCUCACGCAAUGACACUGAACGACAACGCGAUCGAUUACGUGCACUGGGAUGAUUCCAAUGAGCUGGUGGAUCGUCUACGAUUACUCGACGCUUCGCACCGAGCGGGCAACAACGCUCACGACAACGAGAUGCUGUCGAUCAUCGAGGAACUUCGUGAAGCAGGUCUUAUUAUAAAUUAAAUCGCGUAUCAAUGAAACGAGUCAGUCGAGUGACGUCAGCGAGAAAAAAUACAUUUUUUUUCUUGUAUCCUGUGUAUUACGCACGAAUCAUGAAAAAGAGAUCCGACAAAAAGAAAAAAGUUAGCUCCGAGAGACGUCGGCUCAUCGACGAAUUGCACGCUCCGGCGAGAAGAAAUUUUCCGCGAAGGCGCGUCAUAGUCCGGGGAUACGACGAUCUGUGGCAGGCUGAUAUCGUUGAGAUGCGCUCGUACUCGAGCUUCAACAGAGGCCACCACUACAUACUCACCGUUAUCGAUUAAAUUGUUGUGGUCCGCAAAAGCAACCAAAGGAAUGGGCAAAGACAUGGCGUGAUUGGAAGUCCAACUUACUAAAAAGAGUAGCCACAUACAAAAGUUAUGCAGCAGGAACUGGAGGAGGACAACCAAAAAUUUUGGAUACAAGCCCAGCUGAAGAUGACUUACUUGAAUUUUUAACACCCGAGGCCAGUGGAAUGUCUAAUAUUCCCGAAGGAGGUGCUAUUAGCGAUGUUACUGAUCUGACCAUUGAAAGAGUUUUGACACCGCAGAAAUGGCAGAAUCCUUCUACUUUGCAUCUACCGAUUUGUACUGAUCUGACCGCUGAAAGAGUUUCGUCGCAAAAACUGGAAAAUCCUUCUACUUUGCAAAUCACGAAGUUUUCGAUCUCUCCAAAUUUGCAUACUGAGAAGAUUAUCAGACAGGCGACUUCGUGCUUUCAAGGACUUGAAGAACAUUCCUUCCACAGCGACGUAACAAACAAUGAUACAGAGAAUUUUCCAAUAAGUAUAUCCUCUAAUGUACUUCGUUCAAUAGAAAAUGAACAAGAACAGAUUCCAAAACAAGUACAUUGCAUCAAGUCUAGUCCAAUCUCAAUCAAAAAUAUCAAGAGACAUUCUGAUGAUGCAGAUACCUCUAACAAAAAAAUAAAGCAAAACGUAAAACAUUUAUUCGAACAACAUACACCAGACUACUGCAAUCUUCAGGAACGAAUGUUGCAAUUAAAACAGGAAAAGUUAGCCAUACUAAAAGAAAGGUUAGAAUUGAAAAAAAAAGAUCACGAAGAUCAUACCAGGUUUUUUAAAUCAUUUCUUGAAAAGAUGGAUGAACUAAUGAACAUUGUUCGAUCAAUCGGUCCGCAAUAUUUGGAAGACUGAAGAGAAAGAGUUGUCUUUUUAUUAUAAACAUUAUUUACAUAAGUUCGCAAUAUUUAGAAGACUGAAAAGGAAGUUAUUU